Molecule: messenger RNA, 5845 nt
Organism: Lynx canadensis (Canada lynx)
Lineage: Eukaryota; Metazoa; Chordata; Mammalia; Carnivora; Felidae
Gene: CUX1
Product: cut like homeobox 1
Exons: 31
Coding region: 313-5040 (1575 amino acids)
Biological process (GO): intra-Golgi vesicle-mediated transport; regulation of DNA-templated transcription
Cellular component (GO): Golgi membrane
Molecular function (GO): DNA binding; DNA-binding transcription factor activity, RNA polymerase II-specific
Source: RefSeq, a predicted model, not a curated record
GUGCUUGGGGGUAAACUUGCGAGGGGCGGCGGGCACCCGGCGCGCGGAGCCCGAGGGUCGGAGCGCCCGGCGGAGCCGGUGCGGGCGAGGGCAGCAACUUUCCCCGAGCUCAGGCCCCGCGCUGCGCCCUGGCGCGCCGUCUACCCGGGUGGGUGACGCUUCCUCCCCGCCGCCGGUCCGUGCGGCCCGAGCCCCGAGUCUCCCGCGGCCCCCGGUGACCCGCCGGCUCCGCUCUGGCGCUCUCCUCCGAGGCCCUGUCCUCCCAACAGGGUUCCGCGGGCUCGAUGGAGCGCGCGGCGGGUCCCGUCCGAAAUGCCGCCUCGGGCCGGCUUCUCGAAAGCAAAGCCCCGGGGGCCCCCCUGGGACUGUGGUGUGCCGGGCGUGGUCCGCGCGCCGAGCCCGGGGCGUUGCUGGGGGAUCGUGGCCGGGGCUCCCCGUCCGCUCCGGUGCUGCCAGCUGUGCCCAGGGGGCGCGUUAUUUCUGCCUGUCCACCCCCAGACCCAGAGGAGCCGCGCGCCCUCGGGUUCGCCCGAAUCUGCCGGCUCCGCGCUCGCCGCGCCUGGACGGCCCCGGGACCCCGUCAGGUGGAUGUUGUGCGUAGCCGGAGCCAAGUUGAAGAGGGAACUCGAUGCCACCGCAACAGUACUGGCGAACCGGCAAGAUGAAAGCGAGCAGUCCAGAAAGCGGCUUAUCGAGCAGAGCCGAGAGUUCAAGAAGAACACUCCAGAGGAUUUGCGCAAGCAGGUAGCGCCGCUGCUGAAGAGCUUCCAGGGGGAGAUUGAUGCACUGAGUAAAAGAAGCAAAGAAGCCGAGGCAGCCUUCUUGAAUGUCUACAAAAGAUUGAUUGACGUUCCAGAUCCCGUGCCGGCUCUGGACCUCGGGCAGCAACUCCAGCUCAAAGUGCAGCGUCUGCACGACAUUGAAACAGAGAACCAGAAGCUGCGGGAAACUCUGGAAGAGUACAACAAGGAAUUCGCUGAAGUGAAAAACCAAGAGGUUACGAUAAAAGCACUUAAAGAAAAAAUCCGAGAAUAUGAACAGACUCUGAAGAACCAAGCGGAGACUAUAGCUCUCGAAAAGGAACAAAAGUUACAAAAUGAUUUUGCAGAAAAGGAGAGAAAGCUGCAGGAGACACAGAUGUCCACCACCUCAAAGCUGGAGGAAGCGGAGCACAAAGUCCAGACUCUGCAGACAGCCCUGGAAAAAACCCGAACAGAAUUAUUUGACCUGAAAACCAAAUACGAUGAAGAAAUUACUGCCAAGGCCGACGAAAUUGAAAUGAUCAUGACGGACCUUGAAAGAGCAAACCAGAGGGCAGAGGUGGCUCAGAGAGAGGCGGAGACCUUGAGGGAACAGCUCUCGUCGGCCAACCACUCUCUCCAGCUGGCCUCGCAGAUCCAGAAGGCGCCGGACGUGGAGCAGGCCAUAGAGGUGCUGACCCGCUCCAGCCUGGAAGUGGAGUUGGCCGCCAAAGAGCGGGAGAUCGCCCAGCUGGUGGAGGACGUGCAGAGACUCCAGGCCAGCCUCACGAAGCUGCGGGAGAACUCGGCCAGCCAGAUCUCCCAGCUCGAGCAGCAGCUGAGUGCCAAGAACAGCACGCUCAAACAACUGGAAGAAAAACUCAAAGGACAGGCUGACUAUGAGGAAGUGAAGAAAGAACUAAGCAUUCUGAAAUCCAUGGAGUUUGCACCGUCCGAGGGAGCUGGGACACAGGACGCAUCCAAGCCCCUGGAGGUGCUGCUGCUGGAGAAGAACCGCUCGCUGCAGUCCGAGAAUGCCGCGCUGCGCAUCUCCAACAGCGACCUGAGCGGGUCAGCCAGGAGAAAAGGGAAAGACCAGCCUGAGAGUCAGCGUCCUGGACCUUUGCCGGCCUCCCCUCCUCCUCAGUUGCCCCGCAACACGGGGGAGCAGGCUUCCAAUACUAAUGGUACACACCAGUUCUCACCAACGGGGUUAACGCAAGACUUUUUCAGCUCAUCCCUGGCAAGCCCCAGCCUGCCCCUGGCUUCUACGGGAAAAUUUGCACUAAACUCUCUCCUCCAGCGACAGCUAAUGCAGUCCUUCUACUCCAAGGCCAUGCAGGAAGCAGGAAGCACAAGCGUGAUUUUUUCAACAGGUCCAUACAGCACAAACUCCAUAUCUUCCCAAAGUCCAUUACAACAAAGCCCAGAUGUAAAUGGCAUGGCCCCGUCUCCCAGCCAGUCAGAAAGUGCUGGGAGCGUCUCCGAGGGCGAGGAGAUAGACACUGCGGAAAUCGCCCGGCAGGUGAAGGAGCAGUUGAUCAAGCACAAUAUCGGACAGCGCAUUUUCGGACAUUAUGUCUUGGGACUGUCUCAAGGGUCCGUGAGCGAGAUUCUGGCCCGGCCCAAGCCAUGGAAUAAACUGACCGUUCGCGGCAAGGAGCCCUUUCACAAGAUGAAGCAGUUCCUCUCGGACGAGCAGAACAUCCUGGCUCUUCGCAGCAUCCAAGGCAGACAAAGAGAGAAUCCAGGCCAGAGCCUGAACAGACUAUUUCAGGAAGUACCGAAACGAAGAAAUGGGUCUGAAGGUAACAUCACGACCCGGAUCCGAGCCUCCGAGACCGGGUCCGAUGAAGCAAUCAAGUCCAUCCUGGAACAAGCCAAAAGAGAGCUGCAGGUGCAGAAAACCGGUACGGAUUCCACUUUUUUGACCACUGCCUUCCAAACUCAGAAGAAUUGUCCUAAGGGUUCUGCAGAGCCGGCCCAGCCUUCUUCUGCAUCCAGCAGCGGGAGCUCGGACGACGCCAUCCGCUCCAUCCUGCAGCAGGCCCGCCGCGAAAUGGAGGCCCAGCAGGCCGCCCUCGACCCCGCCUUAAAGCCAGCGCCACUGUCCCAGGCCGACAUUGCCAUCCUGACCCCCAAGUUGAUACCCUCCUCGCCCAUGUCGUCCGUGUCCAGCUACCCUCCGCUCGCCCUCUCCCUGAAGAAGCCCCCGUCCGCCCCCGACGCCAGCGCCUCCGCUCUGCCCAACCCCCCGGCCCUCAAAAAAGAGUCCCAGGACGCGCCCGGGCUGGACCUCCAGGGAGCGGCCGAGUCUGCACAGGGCGUCCUGAGACACGUGAAGAACGAGCUGGGCCGCAGCGGCGUGUGGAAGGACCACUGGUGGAGCACCGUCCAGCCGGAGAGGAAGAGCGCCGUUCCUCCCGAGGACACCAAGCUGGAAGAAGCCAGCAGCGCGAAGGAGAAGGGCGGUGGCGGCCAGCCGCGGGCGGAGCGCGGCCAGCUCCAGGGACCCUCGUCGUCAGAGUACUGGAAGGAGUGGCCCAGUGCCGAGUCGCCGUACUCCCAGAGCUCGGAGCUGAGCCUGACCGGAGCCAGCCGCAGCGAGACGCCCCAGAACAGCCCCCUGCCCUCCUCCCCGAUCGUGCCCAUGUCCAAGCCCGCCAAGCCCUCGGUCCCUCCGCUGACCCCGGAGCAGUACGAGAUCUACAUGUACCAGGAGGUGGACACCAUCGAGCUCACCCGGCAGGUGAAAGAGAAGCUGGCCAAGAACGGCAUCUGCCAAAGGAUCUUCGGGGAGAAGGUACUGGGCCUGUCCCAGGGCAGUGUCAGUGACAUGCUGUCCCGGCCGAAGCCUUGGAGCAAGCUGACCCAGAAAGGCCGAGAACCCUUCAUCCGGAUGCAGCUCUGGCUGAACGGCGAGCUGGGCCAGGGUGUCCUGCCUGUCCAAGGGCAACAGCAAGGGCCAGUCCUCCAUUCUGUGACGUCACUACAGGACCCCCAGCAGCAGGGCUGCGUGAGUUCAGAAAGCACUCCCAAGACCUCUGCCAGCUGCAGCCCUGCGCCCGAGUCGCCGAUGAGCUCUAGCGAAUCAGUGAAGAGUUUGACUGAACUGGUCCAACAGCCCUGUCCCCCCAUCGAGACGAAUAAGGAUGGCAAGCCUCCGGAGCCCAGCGACCCGCCCGCCUCGGACUCCCAGCCCGCCACGCCACUGCCUCUCUCGGGACACUCGGCCCUCAGCAUUCAAGAGCUGGUGGCCAUGUCUCCCGAGCUGGACACCUACGGCAUAACCAAGAGAGUCAAGGAGGUGCUGACAGACAACAACCUCGGUCAGCGCUUAUUUGGGGAGACCAUCUUGGGGCUCACCCAAGGCUCCGUCUCCGACCUCCUUGCUCGCCCAAAACCCUGGCACAAGCUCAGUCUGAAGGGACGGGAGCCCUUCGUCCGGAUGCAGCUAUGGCUGAAUGACCCCAACAACGUGGAGAAGUUGAUGGACAUGAAACGGAUGGAAAAGAAAGGGCGCUGCGCGGAUCUGCAAGCCCACGUCACCGAGGCCAUGGCCACGGCCGCUGAGCAGAGGGACCUGAUCGCCCGCUUGGAGCAGGACCUCAGUACCAUCCAGUCCAUUCAGCGGCCAGACGCUGAGGGCGCCGCUGAGCACGGCCUGGAGAAGAUCCCAGAGCCCAUCAAGGAGGCCACUGCCCUGUUCUACGGCCCCUCGGCACCAGCCGGCGGCACCCUCCCCGAGGGCCAGGUAGACUCGCUGCUUUCCAUCAUCUCCAGCCAGAGGGAGCGCUUCCGCGCCCGGAACCAGGAGCUGGAGUCCGAGAACCGCCUGGCCCAGCACACCAUCCAAGCCCUGCAGAGCGAGCUGGACAGUUUGCGUGCCGACAACAUCAAGCUCUUCGAGAAGAUCAAGUUCCUGCAGAGCUACCCGGGCCGUAGUGGCAGCAGUGACGACACAGAGCUGCGGUACUCCUCCCAGUACGAGGAGCGCCUGGACCCCUUCUCCUCCUUCAGCAGGCGGGAGCGGCAGCGGAAGUACCUGAGCCUGAGCCCUUGGGACAAGGCCACACUCAGCAUGGGACGACUGGUUCUCUCCAAUAAGAUAGCACGCACCAUUGGCUUCUUCUACACACUGUUCCUGCACUGCUUGGUCUUCCUGGUGCUCUACAAGCUGGCGUGGAGCGAGAGCAUGGAGAGGGACUGUGCCACCUUCUGCGCUAAGAAGUUCGCUGAUCACCUGCACAAGUUCCACGAGAAUGACAAUGGGGCGGCCGCCGGUGACUUGUGGCAAUGAGUCCCCGGGGGCCCCCCCGACACGACAGUGAUGGCUGCAUUCUGCCCCCCUGCUUGUUCAGCUGCUUCUAAUGAUUUAGACUUCCCUGGAGAAUUCCCCUAAGAAACCACCCACCGGUGCCAGAGGUCCAGGUUCCCCCCCACCGUGCCCCCUUAAAAGAAUGUCUUAGCCAUAUCAGGCCCCCUAGGUCCAAAAAGCUCCCAAGGCCCAGCCAGGCUAAGGUCCAAGGGGCCCCCUCAGCCCCAUCUUAGGGGCGCCACCCACAGCCUGGCCAUCAGGCCUGGUGGCAGUCACCUCCCAGUUAUGAUGCUGAUGGAGUCCUCACUGAUUCUGGCCAUGGUUAAUCCAGCUGGGAACCCACGGGCCUCUCUGUGCCAGACUCUGGGAUCCCCUAGGGCCCCCCUAGGAUCUACCACCACUCCCCAAGAGAUAGAGGGCCCUUCCUAACAGGCCAGCAGGCUUUGAGUCCCCACCCCACCCCAAGAAGGGGAGGCCCCGGCGGGCACGGGAUAGUUUUCCAUGACCUCCUUCCUGCCCCCAGACCCACUGUGAUUUUUGCUUUCUUCUUUAGCAAGCUAUUUUGGCUUCUAGGCAAGGACGGGUCUCCAGUGAGCCCCUGGGCUUCAGGGUCUUCAGACCCAAGGACUGGUCCAAGGGGCCCAGGUGUUUUUCUCAGCCAAGCAGAACUGGCCAUGGGCCAUCGUUGCGUGGCCACCUUGGGGCCACUGGCCGAUCCUCCUAGGUUAGAUUUGCACUCGCGUGUUCAGCUUUGCACAUUUCAAAUAAACACAUGGUUGCAGCGACA